AUGGGGUCUGAUACCAGUACACUUCAGUGCGACCCCGAGUAUACAUACGUCCUCACGCCCACAAAUGCCAGCAAGUUCAUGUACACGGACGUGCAGAAGAUAACGGCAUCUUACAUCCUUCCGUGCAUACUGUUCAUAGGACUGCUCGGAAACAGCGCGUUCCUCUUCGUACUCGCACGGGUACGUAGCAUGCGGACUGUGACUAACUUCUACCUUGCCAACUUGGCUGUUGCCGAUAUGGUGUUUCUGACAAUAGUUGUGACAAGUCGGGUUUACCCCUUGGCGGUGUACGGCGUACCAAAUGAAGUGCUAGGCGUCGGUGGUUGUGUCGCAGACAUCCUCUUCCGCUACAUAUUCCACUUUGCAGGGCUUCUACUCAUCACCUUCAUGUCCCUGGAGCGAUACAUCGCCGUGUGUCAUCCGCUGCGACACCGGAUCAUCAGCGGCCGAAGCUGCACCGCCAAACUGGUCCUGGCUUGCUGGCUGACAUCCUCAGCGCUGGCGGCACUCCUGAUCCCCAGCUCCAUGGUCUUCAAACUCUACUGCGUCCAGUGGCCUGAGGAGAACCCACUGCCUUACCAGAACUUUCCCGAAGUCAUAGGGGCAUGCUGGGGGCUCGACCAACCUUGGGCGAUCCCGCUCUUGCACCUAACACAGACAAUACCAUUCUUUGUGGCCUUCUUUGGUAAUGCCUACUUCUACGCCCGGAUUGUCUUCAAACUCCAUAAAAGAGACUCAUCCAGCGACAGACAGCGUAUCAUUCGAACCCGUAACCACGUUGCACUGAUGCUUGUUGCCAACGGAACGGUAUUUUUCCUGACUGUCACCGCCUUUGAGGUGACAUCACUGAUACUCUUCGUUCAGAAGUUUAUUGAUGAUUUCGUCAUCAUACCGUUCGACAUUAGGAUAAACCUAUUUGAAGCAAACCGGGUCCUCCUCUACCUAAACUCCGCCGUGAACCCCAUCGUGUACACCCUUACCAACGCCCGGUACAGGCGUGCUUUCAGGCGGGCGUUCCGAACUGCCUCGUGGGGUAACGGACGCGGGGGGAACUCGACGAUAUUCAGCGCGUUCCCCGAUUAUUACUCCCAGUAUCACAUCAACCCGGGCGGACUCACGCCCCUCCCUCGCCUCCAAUCGCCGGCAAAGAGCCCAAUGGUGGCGCGGCCGGCAACCUACUCCAACGCCUGUUUCGAACAUGAUGAAUCCGAGUCACAGAACCUUGAUGAAGAUGCCAAAGACAGGGACCAACAAUCAUCCCAAGAAGAACAAACUCAAAAUGUGACUAGCCAUGCAUCACCAGACGAGUGUGAGCUUGAACGUUUGACGUCUGCAGACAAAACAACAGAGGAGCAACCGGUCACAGGACAAGCUUACCAGGUAGAAAAGCAAGACUAG
This is a messenger RNA of Patiria miniata (bat star), 1398 nucleotides long. Its product is annotated as neuromedin-U receptor 2-like. Gene Ontology annotation, cellular component: plasma membrane. Gene Ontology annotation, biological process: G protein-coupled receptor signaling pathway. Bases 1 to 1398 code for a protein of 465 amino acids. The record is from RefSeq and is a predicted model, not a curated record. Gene Ontology annotation, molecular function: G protein-coupled receptor activity. NCBI's taxonomy places the organism in Eukaryota, Metazoa, Echinodermata, Asteroidea, Valvatida, Asterinidae. The transcript has a single exon.